Lottia gigantea (owl limpet) is the source of this 876-nucleotide messenger RNA. RefSeq lists its product as hypothetical. The transcript has 7 exons. The coding region runs from base 1 to 876 and encodes 291 amino acids. NCBI's taxonomy places the organism in Eukaryota, Metazoa, Mollusca, Gastropoda, Lottiidae. The record is from RefSeq and is a predicted model, not a curated record.
AUGUCGUGGUCUGUGUCCAAAUCUCAGCGGAAACGGAAUUGGCAUGUCAGAACUAAGAAGAAUAUAGAGAGAGUCAGACGUGAUGAAGAAAAGGCUGCAGAAGAAGAGAAAGAAAAACAGCGAAGAAUCGCAUUAGCUGAACAAGAAGCCAGAACAGAUUUAUUACGGUCAAGGUCGAAAAAUAAACUCAAAACAUGUGACAGAAAUGAAAUAGAACAAGGAUCUUCCACUGAUAUAGUUCCUAGUUCUACUGUUACACAGCAUGGCAAUAUCAACUUCUUUAAAGAAAUUGAAGAUGGGUUAAGAAAACAGGGUAUUAAUGAAGAACAUGCUAAAGAGAAAAAAGUUGAAAAAGAGAAAUGGGAGAGAAGUGUUGGUUUAUUAACAUAUUUAGGGAAGAGUAAUAUUGAAGAACAAAAUGAAACACCAUGGUAUUUGAGUGGUAGAAAAAGAAAAAGAGAUGAAACGGAAGAGGAAGAGAAAAGAGAUCUCAAACAUCUAAAAGAAGAAAAAAAGAAAACCAAUUUAGAUCCAUUAUUAGAAAUGAGGGAAUUUGUUGAUAAGAAAAAAAAGAAGAAGAAACAUAAAGACAAGAAAGAUAAAAAACACAAACACAAAGAAAGAGAGAGAGAAAGAAUAAAGUCCCUACCCAAACCAAGUACUGGUAAAACAAUAGAUCAACUUAGAGCAGAACGUUUAAAACGUGAAAAGGCUGAAAAAAAUAGGACUGCAGAAUUAUUUUCAAAAUUAAAGGGAGAUGACUCUGAAAAUUCGUCAGAAUCUGAAGAAGAGGAUAGAAGUCGCAAAUAUAAUUCUCAAUAUAACCCAGAACUUUCUAGAAAAUAUAAAAAACAUAAACCUAAUGAUUACAGCUGA